AUGGCGCACGCGCCGCUAGCAGUGAUACAUGGAAAGCACCACGAGUCUCUCGAGGAGUCAACGCAAAGCAAGAACCCCACUCACAGACGCGCGAAUCUGGGGACUAGAAGCACGAAUACCAUCGUCGUCGAGGCACACAACACCAACAGGGCAGCCAGAGGAAAGGCCGAUCUGGACGCUGCUCCUACUACCAUGACGAAGGUAGUGCGCGUCACGCUCGCAGGGAACACACGGUCGUCGCUGCUGUUGAAUUCGAUGUGCGGAGAAGAGGAAGACAAGGUGCUACUGUUGGAUGAAGCGGGUGAAGCUCUUGAUUUUUCACUGGGCACAACGACAGGACGCGAAGAAGAUGAAGAUAUCACGCAUGGAUAUAGCUGUGGGUGUGGUACGAUUUCCCACACCUCCACUUCCACCUCCACUUCCACAACAACGGCCAGCUCCAUGCACACAUCCACCGUCUUCAUAACCACCCUCUCCUACACAAACCCCAGUGCAUCUCGCACCCGAUUCCCUCGCUCCAACAUCCCCUCCCCAUCGGCCUCACCAGCACCAGCACCCUCCUCCUCCUCCUUCUACUUCUUCCACCCACAUCAUCACCAUCCAACGCCCCUACAACCAUCAACCUCGCUUUCACCAACCCCAUCUUCAUACACAGCGGAAACACUGGAAUCGGGAUCGCCAUCACCGCUCUCGAAAAUCAUCCUCGCACUCGCGUUCAUAAUCAUGGCCGUGAGCGGUGCGUGGGUCGCAAUUGUGUAUUGGGUCCAGUUUCCGCCGGGGUGGGUUGUCGGUAGCAAUAACCCCCGCAGACGGGAAGUUGGCUGUAAGGCAAGAGGUAGUGGGGAAGGAUGGAGGCUGUGGUUCAAAAGCGGAUUGUGGUUCGGGAAGGGAGUGGAGGGAGUGAAGACGGGGGAUGUGUCGGGUGGGUAUUUUCGUCUGGGUGGUGAGUGCGGUGAUGAUGAUGAGGAGGGGGAGGAGAAGCACGAGGGAUAUAUUUCAGACGGGGAGGACGGCGUGCUUGGGAGGAGAAACGAUGACGAUGUCGAUGUCGAAAGCGCUUCUGGUUUUUCCGCCGGUGGGAAUGGGAUGGAGAGUGCGAUGUCCACGGCUACGUUCUUCGGCGACGGCUAUGGAUAUGCGCACGGCGAGAGUGUUGAAUUGAGGGCUAGGAGGGGCCAGAUCGCGCAAUGGAAACAACAAGAAGAAGAAGCGCGGUCCUGCUGGUCUUUGGAAGGACUACGCAGUCCUGAUACUCCUCCUAAACGCACACCCACACGCACAGCAGCCACAACACCGUCGCCAUCCUCUCCCUCCCAGACGAACGCGCACAAAACCGCACACCGUGAGUGUCCUCACGGAACCAGCCACACAAAGGUAUCAGACGACGGAACAAAUCCCACACACAAACUUCGCAUCAACCUACCCUCCUCGCACCACCCUGCAAUCGAAUCUCCAAUCGACCCUCCAAUUACCAUCUACUCCCCAACCCAAAAACCACCUCUCACUCCUUCCCCUCCCUCGUAUUCUUCCCCUUCCCCUUCCUCGCCGCACAACCCAUUCCUCCCCCCUCCCCUUCCCGAUUCAACACCCCGUCUUCAUCUCAAACAGCGCCGCAACAGCGCGACCUGGCUCCGCGAGCGCGAAGCCUUCUUCUCAUCGACGACGACGCCUUGGGACUUUACCCCGAACGAUCCAAACCCAAACCCAAAUCCAAAUCGAAACCCAGUCCCCGGCAUCCCGUCUCCAGGCUACUCCUCCACCGACUCCCCCACAGACCUGGAAUCCCAACAAUCACACUUCCUCCCAACCCACCACCACCCCCGGCGGGCAGGCGCAAGGGCAAGCAAAACCGGACCGCAAAAGGGGCGCCACCAUCGCCGCCGAGGAGGAGGAGGAGGAGGAGGAGGAGGAGGAGGAAACGGGAAAGGAGAAGAAAGGAGUGCAAAAACCUGGCUCGAAGCCGUCGACGGUGCCGUGAACCGGGUCGUGGAUAAGAUGGUGAGGUGGACGGACGACAGAGAUGGGGACGAGGGGUUGCUGCUUCCUGUGGCCGAGCAGUGA
Messenger RNA from Westerdykella ornata, 2061 nucleotides. RefSeq lists its product as uncharacterized. Bases 1 to 2061 code for a protein of 686 amino acids. The record is from RefSeq and is a predicted model, not a curated record. Lineage: Eukaryota; Fungi; Ascomycota; Dothideomycetes; Pleosporales; Sporormiaceae. The transcript has a single exon.